This is a messenger RNA of Acipenser ruthenus (sterlet), 3454 nucleotides long. RefSeq names its product zinc finger protein ZFP2-like. Bases 220 to 2196 code for a protein of 658 amino acids. NCBI's taxonomy places the organism in Eukaryota, Metazoa, Chordata, Actinopteri, Acipenseriformes, Acipenseridae. The transcript has a single exon. Gene Ontology annotation, cellular component: microtubule; nucleus. The record is from RefSeq and is a predicted model, not a curated record. Gene Ontology annotation, biological process: microtubule cytoskeleton organization. Gene Ontology annotation, molecular function: calmodulin binding; microtubule binding.
CACAGAGCAAAGUGCUAUUCUCCCAUUAUUCCAGCAUACUUUCCCAUUAAAAAACUAAAUGUUACAAAGUAUUUUGUCCUCAUCAUUCAUCUUUGUGGUUGUUUGGUUGAUGGUAUCAAAGCAAUUGAAGGAAAUGUUUUCUUGAACCUGAAGGUUCUUACUUAAUUUCAUUUUCUGCUUUCAGGACUGCCUUAUCUUGGUGAAAGCCAAGGAUCAAAGAUGGAGUCUGUUUACAUUAAACAGGAGAAGGUUCUGGAAUUGGUACCUGUCCGCAUUAAACAGGAGAUGCCUGAAGUGGAGCCUGUCCACAUUAAAGAAGAGACUGAACUGGAGCCUGUCCACAUUAAAGAAGAAGAGACUGAACUGGAGCCUGUCCGCAUUAAAGAAGAGACUGAACUGGAGCCUGUCCACAUUAAAGAAGAGACUGAACUGGAGCCUGUCCACAUUAAUGAAGAAGAGACUGAACUGGAGCCUGUCCACAUUGAAGAAGAAGAGACUGAACUGGAGCCUGUCCACAUUAAAGAGGAGACUGAACUGGAGCCUGUCCACAUUAAAGAAGAGACUGAACUGGAGCCUGUCCACAUUAAAGAAGAGACUGAACUGGAGCCUGUCCACAUUAAAGAAGAGACUGAACUGGAGCCUGUCCACAUGAAAGAAGAGACUGAACUGGAGCCUGUCCACAUGAAAGAAGAGACUGAACUGGAGCCUGUCCACAUUAAAGAAGAGACUGAACUGGAGCCUGUCCACAUUAAAGAAGAGACUGAACUGGAGCCUGUCCACAUGAAAGAAGAGACUGAACUGGAGCCUGUCCACAUGAAAGAAGAGACGGAACUGGAGCCUGUCCACAUUAAAGAAGAGACUGAACUGGAGCCUGUUCACAUUAAAGAAGAAGAGACUGAACUGGAGCCUGUCCACAUUAAAGAAGAGACUGAACUGGAGCCUGUCCACAUUAAAGAAGAGACUGAACUGGAGCCUGUUCACAUUAAAGAAGAAGAGACUGAACUGGAGCCUGUCCACAUGAAAGAAGAGACUGAACUGGAGCCUGUCCACAUUAAAGAAAAAGAGACUGAACUGGAGCCUGUCCACAUUAAAGAAGAGACUGAACUGGAGCCUGUCCACAUUAAAGAAGAGACUGAACUGGAGCCUGUCCUUAUUAAUGAGGAGGCUGGAGAGAAACGAUAUCAAUGUACUGACUGUGGGAAGAGUUUCAGUCGUUUAGGAAGCCUAAAAGCACACCAGCGAAUUCACACAGGAGAAAAGCUGCAUCACUGUGCUGACUGUGGGGAGAGUUUCAGUCGGUUUGGAAACCUAAAAAUACAUCGGCGAAUUCACACUGGAGAGAAGCCGUAUAAUUGCUCUGAUUGUGGGGAGAGUUUUAGUUGGUUAGGAAGCCUAAAAACACACCAGCAAAUUCAUACAGGAGAGAAACCACAUCACUGCUCUGAGUGUGGGAAGAGUUUCAGUUGGUUAGGAAGCCUAAAAACACACCAGCGAAUUCACACUGGAGAGAAGCUGUAUCAGUGCUCUGACUGUGGGGAGAGUUUCAGUUGGUUAGAAAGCCUAAAAACACACCAGCAAAUUCAUACAGGAGAGAAACCACAUCACUGUGCUGAGUGUGGGAAGAGUUUCACAGCAUUACAAGGUCUAAAAAGACACCAGCGAAUUCACACUGGAGAGAAGCCAUAUUACUGUUCUGACUGUGGAGAGAGAUUCAGCCGGUCAGGAACACUAAAAAUACACCAGCGAAUUCACACUGGAGAGAAGCCAUAUCGCUGUUCUGGCUGUGGGGAGAGUUUCAGUGCGUUAGGAACACUAAAAUCCCACCAGCAAAUUCACACUGGAGAGAAGCCGUAUCACUGUUCUGACUGUGGGGAGAGUUUCAGUCGGUUAGGAAGCCUAAAAACACACCAGCGAAUUCAUACAGGAGAGAAACCAUAUCACUGUUCUGAAUGUGGGAAGAGUUUCAGACAGUCAGGAUACCUAAAAACACACCAGCGAAUUCACACUGGAGAAAAGCCGUAUCACUGUUCUGACUGUGAGAAGAGCUUCCGUCAGUUAGGACACCUAAAAACACACCAGCGACUUCAUGCAGGAGAAAAUUCAUAUAACUGUACUGAGUGUGGGGAGAGUUUCAGUCAGUUAGGAACACUAAAAACACACCAGCAAAUUCACACUGGAGAGAAGCCAUAUCACUGAUCUGACUGUGGGGAGAGUUUCAGUCAGUUAGGAAGCUUACAAAAACACCAGCUAAUUCACACUGGAGAGAAGCUGCAUCACUGUACGGAGUGUGGGAAGAGUUUUAGAUGGUUACAAAGUCUUAGCCGGCACCAGAGAACUCGCACAUUAGAAUAGCCAUUCAACUGUACAAAAUGUGGCAAGACAUUUGCUUACUCCAGGGAAGUGAAUUAGCAUAAAUGCAAGUGUCACAGGGAGCCCUGUAACUGGUUUGUGGAGUGUGUGUGUGUGUGUGUGUGUGUGUGCGCGCUUCGGAGAAAUCCACUGCGAUGCGCAGCAUGAGACGCAUUGCUAAGCAACCAGCUGAACGGUAGGCUCGCCCGGACCUGUGCGGAUCGGGAGGUCCGGUUUGGCCCGGGGGUGCUGCACAGAGCUCAAAAAGCGGCUGCGCCACAGCUUGGAAACAUGCCAUUGACACAUGGAGUAGUGUUAAAGUGGUACAUCAUGGUACGCGUAACAAAACGUGACCCAUGAAAGGUCAGAACGUGGUGUGCUGUCAUGUUGCAAGUGGUACAUAGUCAGAUUUUGGUAUAGGUGCAAUCAAUUGAGAUCUGAUGGGUGUGUUGUCAAAAUGAGGUACAUUUACCAUUCAUUUUACUGUUUUUUGCAAACAAACUGGAAACUCAGUUUCUCUAAAAAGAAAAAAACAAUUCGAGAAGUCCACCACAAAGUUGCACGAGUAAAAAAAAAAUUAUAAGACCCAAUGUAUUGCAUAUGAUAAAUAAUAUUCACAUACCUUUAUGAUGGUGCAAAAAUACAAUAAAUUACAUAAACACAAUGUAAGACUGGAAAAUAUGAUACAUUCUAUUUAAAAAUGUAAAAACGAAAACAGCAUAACGUACCAGAUUUUAAUGGGUGCUUCCCUACUUAGCAGAAGUUGUUUAGGCAUGCGUAAGCAAGCGCAGUGCGCUGAGUACCACUUUAACAUGUACCUGAAAACAACGCGACACCGGUAAGAAAUUAGUUACUUUCACCACUGACUAUAGCAUUUACUUUGACUUCAAUUCAGGUAAAAUGUGCAAAUCUGAUUUAGACAUUGCCGGAACUGUAUAUAUGCUGUGUUAUUAAUUAGAACAUUUAGUAUUAUUUGUUUUGCAAAACAGAAGUGUUGUGUUUCACUUUUAUUGCAUUUGGACUUUUAGUAAGUCUGUAAUGCAAUGAUGCAUGUGUUUCAGGUCAUAUAAUUUCAUAUAAUGUAUUUUUAACUUUUCUCUUUUAC